GAUAGAGUACCAGAUUUUUCUGUUCCUCUUAAUGAGUCAAGUGAUGACAGCAUGGAUGAGCCUUCCACUUCUAUGUCUGAAAUGGCUUCACAAAGGCCGAGGAGAAACUGUCACCGCCCUAUUCAAAGGAGUCUUGUAGAAUCCGAUGACUCAUGUUGCGAUAGUGAAGAUGAGUAUAUUCCAAAUCCCAGGGAGGAAAGCAAUGACAGUGACUGCAGCUUGGAGUUAUCCCUGGAAAAUAAAAGGAAGAAUGUCAAAAUGUCAUCCAUUAGUCAGUGCAGAAACAAGUCUUCAAGUCAGAGCCGAUUUAAGUCCAGUCAGAACAAAAGUGAGUCUUCAAGUCAGAGUCGAUUUAAGUCCAGUCAGAGCAGAAGAUUUGAAACAAGUCAUGACUCGGUACAAAGAUUUCCUGAUAGCCUAGAAGGAAAACACAAGGAGACGAGUGUUUCAAUGACACCUGAAGAAGAGCCAUCGAUCUUUGUUAAUCCAGUUUUAAAGAAGGAGGAUGGUUCCAGAAGAUAUAAUAAAAAACAUCACUGCUUGUAUUGUGGACAGGUAGUUCAGAAAAUGUCAAGACACUUGUCGCGUAGACACAGCGAUGUGGUUGAGGUCGCAAAGGCAUUAAGCUUGCCAAAGAAUUCAAAAGAAAGGCGACGACAGUUGGAUUUUAUCCGAAACAAGGGUAACUUUGAACACAACACUCAAGUUUUGGAGAGUCGCAAAGGCAAACUCAUCCCAUGGAAGCAGCCAAAGAAAAUGACAGAUGGACAAGAAUUCAUGCACUGUGUUUAUUGCUAUGGAAUGUUCCGAAAAAGAGUGAUGUGGCGUCAUUUUCAGGUCUGUAAUUUCAAGCCUCAGGGUAAGACAUCUAAACGAGGUAAAACAAGAGUUCAAGCUUUGUGUGCAUUUGCUGAACCUGCUCCAAUUGGAUUUAGCGACGCGUACUGGAAGUUCUUAAGUGGUAUGAAUCAGGAUGAGGUUGCAGUUGCUAUUAAGGAAGACCGCUGCAUUCUUGAGUAUGGUUACAGACAGUUCAGAAAGAAUGAGUAUGUAAUAAGCCAGCACCAAUAUAUUCGACAAAAACUGAGAGAGCUUGGCAGACUGUUACUGGAAGCAAAAAAGUUGACACAUGUGAAGACAAUCAAAGAACUCAUAAAGCCUGAAAAGUACACCCAUGUUGUCUCGGCUGCAAGAUGCCUUGCUGGAUUCAAUGGUGAAACUGGCAAAUAUAAACGUCCGUCUCUUGCUCGCAAAGUUGGACAUGGCUUGCAUGCUUUAGCCAUGUUUAUCAAAUCUGAAGGAUUGAAGAUGAAAGAUACACAGACUACCAAAGAUGCUGAGGAAUUUGCACUGCUAUACCAAGAAAGUUGGAAAUUUGACAUUGCAAGCCAAGCGCUAACUCAGCUUAACCAGACAAAGUGGAAUUCUCCUCAGAUUCUACCAUUCACACAAGAUGUCCACAGACUUCAUUUCUAUUUGUCUGAGAAACAGCAGAAGCAAUUGAAUGCCCUGCAAGAAGAGCCUUCUCCCUUGAACUGGAAGGACCUUGCUAAAGUGACCCUGGCGCAAGUUAUCCUCUUCAACCGACGAAGAGCAGGAGAAGUAUCCCGAAUGUCCUUGUCGGCGUUCCUGUCAAAGGAUACAUCAGAGACACACGAAGAUGUUAACCUAGCCCUUACAGCACUUGAGCAGAAGCUUUGCAAACAUUUUGUUCGGAUUGCCAUAGUAGGAAAGAGAGGAAGGAAAGUCCCUGUUCUCCUGACCCCGGUCAUGAGAGAAUCGCUCGAUACUCUGACUGAAAAGCGAGAAGAAUGUGGAGUACUGAGUGAAAACGGAUACUUGUUUGCAUUGCCUCUCUCUGUCCAUUAUUUGAGGGGUUCCGAUUGCAUUAGGCAGUUUGUGAACGAAUGUGAUGACAUCAAACACCCCAAAGCACUAACCUCAACAAAACUUAGGAAACACAUUGCUACUCUGUCGACUGUUCUGAAUCUCAAGACUACAGAACUUGACCAAUUGGCAGAUUUCCUUGGGCAUAACAUUGAGGUCCACAGAAAGCACUACCGCCUUCCAGAGGGCACCCUCCAGCUUGCUAAAAUAAGCAAAGUUCUUCUAGCGCUGGAACAGGGACGGCUAGGAGAAUACAAGGGGAAGAAUCUGGAUGAAAUUCAGCUUGAUGUGACUGAGACUGUUGACAUGGAUGGGUGUUCACAAGAGGAAGAUGACUUUAUUCCAGACGUACAGGAGCCUGAAGUUGAGGACAGUGUGGCAUCCACACAAGAACCUACAUCCACACAAGAACCUACAUCCACACAAGAACCUACAUCCACACAAGAACCUACAUCCACACAAGAACCUACAUCCACACAAGAACCUACUUCCACGCUGCAUUCCCAAUACCAGAGAAAGUCGGCAAAAAAGAGAGGUAAAGAAACUGCUGUCAAAAGAAGCUGGACAACAGAUGAAUGUGCGGCAGUAGAAAGACACCUAAGGAAAUUCAUUGUGAGGAGCCAAGUUCCAGGGAAAAAGGACUGUCAGCGCUGCGUUGAUGCAGAAGCUCAAGCGUUAGGAAAUCGAGACUGGAAGGCGGUCAAAUACUUCAUCAAAAAUCGUAUUUCUGCCAUAAGAAGGAAAGUACAGUGAAAUACAGGUAGCUCAACGUAUUGGAUGCCUUCCCACUAG
Molecule: messenger RNA, 2679 nt
Organism: Rhinichthys klamathensis goyatoka
Lineage: Eukaryota; Metazoa; Chordata; Actinopteri; Cypriniformes; Leuciscidae
Exons: 5
Coding region: 52-2640 (862 amino acids)
Source: RefSeq, a predicted model, not a curated record